CCGCAACGGUGGUGAACGUGGUGUCGUCGCCUCUCACAACACCCCCCUCCCCCCUCCCCCUUUCAUCUGCCCUCCUUCGUCUCUCGAUCUGACACACCAAGCGCAACAGGAACGAUGCUGCCUCUGUAUGAUGAUGAGGACAAGGUCCAUGGCAGGCGUAGCAGCUGGUGGUGCAACUGCUCAUGUUCCUGCAGGCAAAUAUGGAGCGAUCCGGAAUCAAGGAACAUCUUCUUGUUUCUCCUCAUCAAUUUGACCUUUGCCUUUGUUGAGCUCUUCUACGGCAUCGUCACCAACAGCUUAGGCCUGAUCUCAGACUCCUUUCACAUGUUCUUCGACUGCACGGCCCUUGUGGCUGGCCUCGUCGCUUCUGUCGUCGCAAAGCGUCCCCCAAACGAGCGCUUCUCCUUCGGGUAUCAGCGUGCCGAGGUGAUGGGCGGAUUCGUGAACGCGCUCUUCCUCGUCUUUGUCGCGUUCUUUGUCCUCAAGGAAGCGCUCGAGCGCUUCUUUGAUCCGCCACACGUGCACUCCCACCGGCUGCUGCCCGUUGCCAUUGCGGGCCUCGUUGUGAACCUGAUUGGCAUCGUUGCGUUUCAGCACUCGCACUCGCACGGCCAUUCGCAUGGCGACGAUCACGGCCACAGUCACGGCCACGGUCACUCGCACAACCACUCCCACUCGCACGGCCAUGCACACGGGCACGCACACGGCGAGGACAAGCCGUCCCGCAGCUUCGUCUUGGAUGGUGUGCUGCUGCACAUUAUGGCAGACACGCUGGGCAGCGUGGGCGUGAUCGCAUCAUCACUGCUCAUCCACCACUUUGGCUGGAUGAUUGCCGAUCCCAUCUGCUCCAUCUUCAUCUCGGUCCUCAUCUUCGUCAGCACGUGGCCGCUUCUUCGUGACUCUGGCGCAAUUCUCAUGCAGCGCACGCCCGCCCACCUCGAAUCAAAGCUCUACACCUGCUACAGACGGGUGAACCACAUCGAUGGCGUCAUCAGCUACCGCGACCCGCACUUCUGGUGCCUCUCCCCGAGUUACAUUGUUGGAUCGCUCUCUGUUGUCAUCAAAUCGGAGGGGAACGACUCUGCCGUCAGGAACGAAGUCCUGCGCAUCUUCAAUGACGUGGGCGUGACGAAGAUGGUGGUGCAGGUUGAGAGGUUCUAGGAAAUUGAGGAUCAAUGACACCUCGGAAGCCACGCACAAGACAAAGGCCAUUUUUCGAGUCAUGUGAUGUUGGAAGUGUUGGAUUUGUGUGCUGCUGCUGUGGCCUCACCCGCGGCAGCAGCGGUUUUCUUUUUGUCUCUCGUGUUUUGUUCAUUUCAUGCACAAGUACCUCCGUUGUCAUAUCUCGUGUACAUAUGUAUGGCAUUUUCAUCACCAUGCUGCAAUUAGAACUCCAUGGACUGAACAGAACAACGU
Messenger RNA from Salpingoeca rosetta, 1416 nucleotides. Its product is annotated as zinc transporter 7. Gene Ontology annotation, biological process: intracellular zinc ion homeostasis; zinc ion transport; transmembrane transport. The coding region runs from base 115 to 1161 and encodes 348 amino acids. The record is from RefSeq and is a predicted model, not a curated record. NCBI's taxonomy places the organism in Eukaryota, Choanoflagellata, Craspedida, Salpingoecidae. Gene Ontology annotation, cellular component: membrane; Golgi apparatus. Gene Ontology annotation, molecular function: zinc ion transmembrane transporter activity. The transcript is spliced from 9 exons.